UCCUGCUGAGGAACAGGCCUGGCGGUGCUGGGUUGUAGUUUGGCUGAGGGACGGGCCCGGCGAAGAAGGGAACGCUGACAAAUCUAUAGUUCAUUGUGGAAUGUCAGCAAAACUGAGUGAAUAUCUACAAGGAAUUUAUGGAGUAGAUCUCUGAAGUUAUGUGGAUCACCCCAAAACUGCACAUUGUGCUUCAAGCAAGCCAAAUCUUGAAAUCCCAGGGGUACUGUAUGGUAGUUCAAGCCUGGAUGUGUUAGUCUCUCAAAAUGAAUUGCUUUAUAGGUCCAUACCUUGGGUGGCUGACCCUUGCUGCUGACUGGCUACAUCUCCCUCAUGCCGCUUGGACUAGGCCGUCGGAAGAAGGCCCCGCCGCUGGUGGAGAAUGAGGAAGCCGAGCCCAUUCGCAGUGGCCUGGGUGGGGUGGGAGUAGGCAGCAUUGGUGGGGUGGCAGCACUUCAGCCUGGCCUUCCCCCACCCCCUGCCAGUCUCCGCCCUCGCUUGGUAUUCCACACCCAGCUGGCCCACGGAAGUCCCACUGGCCGGAUUGAGGGCUUUACCAACGUCAAGGAACUGUACAGCAAAAUUGCCGACGCCUUUAAAAUCUCACCAGCUGAGGUGAUGUUCUGCACCUUAAAUACCCACAAAGUGGACAUGGAGAAGCUGUUGGGUGGCCAGAUUGGCCUAGAGGAUUUCAUAUUUGCCCACACAAAGGGUCAGAGGAAGGAGGUUGAAGUGUUCAAGUCUGAGGAAGCACUGGGCCUGACCAUCACAGACAACGGUGCUGGCUAUGCUUUCAUCAAGAGAAUCAAGGAAGGAAGUGUUAUUGACCGGAUCAAAGUCAUCAACGUGGGGGACAUGAUCGAGUCUAUCAACGGUCAGAGUCUCAUUGGAUGUCGGCAUUAUGAGGUCGCAAAAAUGCUGAAGGACUUGCCCAAAGGCCGCACUUUCACACUGAAGCUCACUGAGCCCCGGAAGGCUUUUGAUAUGAUCAGCCAGCGGUCUGCAGGAGGCAAACACGGUGGGAGCGCCCAGCUUGGCACAGGAAGGGGCACUCUGCGGCUGCGGGCCAAGGGGCCAGCCACUGUGGAGGAACAGCCGUCCGCAUUUGAGGAAAAGGCCAUUGAGAAGGUCGAUGAUCUUCUGGAGAGCUACAUGGGCAUCCGGGACACAGAGCUAGCGGCUACCAUGGUGGAGCUGGGAAAGGACAAGCAGAAUCCUGAUGAAUUUGCUGAGGCCCUGGAUGAGCAGCUGGGUGACUUUGCCUUCCCUGAUGAGUUUGUAUUUGAUGUCUGGGGAGCGAUUGGCGAUGCCAAGGUUGGGCGCUACUAGGACUCUGUGCUCUGCUGGACCCUGCAGGCAGGACUACUGGGCAGGCCACUGGUGGGCCUGGCACACCACUGUGCCCUGCCUUUGAUGCUGGGCCACCCACUUCCUCUCUAUAGGGGCUGGAGACGCCCUAAAGCAAUAAGUAACCUGUAUUAAUGACUGGAGUGUAAUGUGAACGGGGGCCAGAAUCUCUGCAGCUGCUGCUGCUUGCCCACUUCUUUGUGCACGAGACUCCCUUAGACCUGGUCCUAGUCAGCUAGGAGUCCAUGUUGUCACUUGUCCUUGUCUGAUCUAGCUUCUGCCUCUUGGCUCAUACUGUUUGCUGUUCUCAGGGAGGUGCAGCUGCUGGUUUCCAGACCUGUCCUUGAAUGAAGGAGAGCAUAACAGGACUCUCGGUUCAAGCUGAAGAGGGUAACAAAUUGGCCUGGGUAUCCUGAUAGGCAGUUAUUCUGGGGAACCUCAGAGGCAUUCAUCAGAGAGAGGGAUGAGGUUGGGGGGGCUAAGCUGGGCUUUGGCAGCCCUAAUGCAACCCUUUCGGGGAGGGGCUAGGGUGCAACAAAAGCUCCUAGCUGUGCAUAUCUGUUCUGGGUAGGCUAAGAGUACAACCCCCACCUCUUCUCCCAGCAUGAACAUCCUCUGCUGGUCCACCUCCAAUCCAUUUUGGUACGAUAUGCAUUGGGAAGUCCUUUCCCUUGCAGUGGGCCUCAUUCCAUUGCCUUUCUAGUGCGUGCUCUCUCUCUCUGCGUUUGCUUGAUCAUUGUAGCUUGGCUUUAGACAGUAAAUGAAAGGGAGGCAGUCCUGAUCCUCCUCAGAAGUACAGGGUAAAGAAGCUGGAGGAGGAAAUACACACUCUCUUCCUCAGUGCCCCCCUGUUUCCUAGAGAGAUCCCCUCCUUUCUGCAUUAGAUCAGUGUGGUUGGCCACCAGCUCUACUCCAGAGAUUCCAGCUAAAUUGCAGCCCCUGGCCCUGCCCUGCAUAGCAAAGCUUGUGAUUUUACUCCUGCCUCUGCUUCCCUGCCCUGUCAGCCACUGUUGCGCUUGAGCCCGAGCCCGUUUUGAUGAGUGGGCUCAAACUUCUUUUAGAUGAGCAUGGCUGGGAGUCACGGUUAACAACUGCAUAUGGCAGCUGAGACAUAAGGCUAUAUAUCUGGCUGCAGCCACUCUCCCUCUCCCUGAAUGGGUCUGGCUUGUCCUGCCACGUGUAUGGCAUCCCACCUAAUCACUUUCCUAGAGCUAAGCAUGGGUUCAACCCCUCCUUUUUAAAAAAAAAAUACACCUGGGUUUCUUGUCCCUCAUGCUGUGUGGCUAGUACAAAGGCUGUCCCACGUGUUGCUCAGUGGGGAGGAGCUGUUGCUGAGCCUGUCACACCAGUGGCAUUUCCCCCCAUUACUGCAGGGGAUAUUCCCUUACUGGACUGGUUCUAAGGAGUUCCUCUGCUCAAAGUGCUGCUGCUUGGCACUUGGGGCCUUCUUGAAGAGCAAAGGCAGCAGCAGGUUCCCUUUGCCGUCUAGGUUUGGACAUGUCCUUGGUUAAUAUCUGUCUUUGACUCAUCUGUCCACUUUGUUAUACUGACCUACCUCCCAGGGCGGCCCAGUUAAUGCCUGUACAGUUCCCUCUCUUAAAUUAUUUAUAGUCUCUCACUGACACCCCCCCAAAAAUGCUGGGCCUCUUCCUUGUACUGUAUCUCAAUACUGUUGUUCAGGCACUGUCUGGUCACCCCAAGAGCUGAGAAGAUUCCCCUUGAAUUACACAUCACAGCCCCAAUUCACCUACUGUAUCUCUCUAAGACACUAACCCUAGAUAGGAUGUGGGGCCUAGUUUCCCUUUGGACUCACGCCUCAUGCUUGAGAGUGGGGGAGGUUUCUACCAAGCCUUGCUACCUUCCUGUGUCCUGGCAUUGGAAGCCCCUUGGGUAGACCCAGGCACCAUAUCCUCCUUGGGCAUAUUUUUGUAUUCUAUGUGUAAAGCAUCUUUAAGAUAAAAUAUAUUGACACUACCAAA
This is a messenger RNA of Rhineura floridana, 3323 nucleotides long. RefSeq names its product GIPC PDZ domain containing family member 1 (gene GIPC1). Bases 331 to 1326 code for a protein of 331 amino acids. The record is from RefSeq and is a predicted model, not a curated record. The transcript has 8 exons. Gene Ontology annotation, molecular function: protein binding. NCBI's taxonomy places the organism in Eukaryota, Metazoa, Chordata, Lepidosauria, Squamata, Rhineuridae.